Molecule: messenger RNA, 4946 nt
Organism: Anguilla rostrata (American eel)
Lineage: Eukaryota; Metazoa; Chordata; Actinopteri; Anguilliformes; Anguillidae
Gene: dhx33
Product: DEAH (Asp-Glu-Ala-His) box polypeptide 33
Exons: 12
Coding region: 157-2199 (680 amino acids)
Biological process (GO): positive regulation of transcription by RNA polymerase I
Cellular component (GO): intracellular anatomical structure; nucleolus
Molecular function (GO): helicase activity; double-stranded RNA binding; ATP binding
Source: RefSeq, a predicted model, not a curated record
GUGCUUGUCGAACCACGUGGGAAGGAGUGCAUCUUUGAAGUAAAUAGCCGCACUGCUGUCUUUUUCACCACCGCCCAGCGAUAGAUAUUUUUGUUUUACGGUAGAUUGUUGGAUCAAAACAGACUGUGUAUUUUGUAGUUUUUUGGAUUCUAGACCAUGCCCCACGACCCUGACCCCCCUCCGGCAAAAAGAUUUAAGCCGGGGUCUCCUUUUUUUCGUUUGAAUAAAAAACCUGGGAUGUUGCUACCCAGAAAAGGAAACGCACCAUUGCCUAUAGACGUACAACGGAAACAUCUUCCUAUUUACCAGGCGAAAUCCCAGCUCAUCAGCCAACUCAGGCAGCUGCACAAUGCUGUCCUCAUAGGUGAAACUGGUUCGGGUAAGACUACACAGAUUCCACAGUAUCUUUACGAAGCUGGCAUUGGGCGACAGGGAGUCGUGGCAGUUACCCAGCCUCGCCGGGUUGCUGCGAUCUCGCUGGCAGCGAGGGUGGCAGAGGAGAAAAAAACCCAACUUGGAAAACUGGUGGGAUACACAGUGCGGUUUGAGGAUGUUACUUCCGCCGAGACAAAGUUAAAGUUCAUGACGGACGGCAUGCUGCUGAGGGAGGCUAUCGGUGACCCUCUGCUGCAGCGCUACACGGUGGUGAUCCUUGAUGAGGCGCACGAGAGGACGGUGCACACUGACGUGCUGUUCGGAGUGGUUAAGACGGCGCAGAGGAAACGGCGGGAACAAAACAAGUUCCCUCUGAAGGUGCUUGUAAUGUCGGCUACUAUGGACGUGGACCUGUUCUCCCAGUACUUCAACAAGGCCCCAGUUUUGUACCUGGAAGGCAGGCAGCAUCCCAUUCAGAUCUAUUACACCAAGCAGCAACAGUCAGACUACCUUCAGGCUGCGCUGGUAUCCAUCUUUCAGAUCCAUCAGGAAGCACCCCUGUCACAUGACAUCCUGGUGUUCCUGACCGGCCAGGAGGAGAUUGAGGCGCUGGCCCGCACGUGCCGUGACAUUGCCAAGCACCUCCCCGAAAACUGUGGGCCAAUGACGGUCAUUCCCCUCUAUGCCUCCCUGCCCCCAGUGCAGCAGCUGCGGGUCUUCCAGCCGGCCCCUAAGGGCUGCCGGAAAGUGAUCCUGUCCACCAACAUCGCAGAAACGUCGGUCACCAUUUCCGGCAUCAAGUUCGUAAUCGACACCGGGAUGGUGAAGGCGAAAAAGUACAGCCCAGGCAGCGGGCUGGAGGUCCUGGCCGUGCAGCGGGUGUCCAAGGCCCAGGCGUGGCAGCGCGCGGGCAGGGCCGGCAGGGAGGACAGCGGCCUCUGCUACCGCCUCUACACCGAGGACGAGUUUGACGGCUUCGCCAGCAUGACCGUGCCCGAGAUACAGAGGUGUAAUCUGGCCAGUGUCAUGCUGCAGCUUUUGGCUUUACGGAUUCCUGACGUCCUCAACUUUGACUUUGUGUCUAAACCAUCCCCGGAGGCCAUCUGCACUGCCAUCGAGCAGCUGGAUGUGCUGGGGGCCGUGGAGCGCAAGGACGACCAGGUGACGCUGACGCCGCUGGGGAAGAAAAUGGCCAGCUUCCCCCUGGAGCCCAGGUUUGCUAAGACCGUGCUCCUCUCUCCCGAGUUCUCCUGCGCGGAGGAGGUGCUGACCAUCGUGUCCCUCCUGUCGGUGGACAGCGUGCUGUACAACCCGCCAGCUCGGCGGGAGGAAGUCCAGUCCGUGCGCAGGAAGUUCAUUUCCAGCGAGGGCGAUCACGUGACCCUCCUCAGCAUCUACCGGGGCUUCAAAAAUGUGGGCGGAAAUAAGGAGUGGUGUCGGGAGAACUUUGUAAACAGCAGGAAUAUGGGGCUGGUGGCUGAGGUGCGCUCUCAGCUAAGAGAGAUCUGUAUUAAGCUGGGCAUGACGCUGGAGUCCUCGCGCGGCGACAUGGCGAACGUCCGGCGGUGCCUGGCCCACGGGCUCUUCAUGAACGCGGCGGAGCUGCAGCCGGACGGCGGCUACGUGGCCCUGGACAGUCACCAGCCGGUGGCCAUCCACCCGUCCUCCGUGCUCUUCCAGGCCAAGCCGGCCUACGUGGUGUUCAACGAGCUCCUGCAGACCUCCAAGUGCUACAUGAGGGACCUCUGCCUGGUGGACGCCGACUGGCUCCACGAGGCCGCGCCCGAGUACUUCCGCCGGAAGCUGCGGACCGGCAAGAGCUAGCCGCCGCGUGGCCCGGAAGCGCGGCGGCCAGACUCCACCUGGUCUCUGGUCAACUGCUGGAUCUGUACACUCGUUUUCUUAAAAGUUGGUUCACUGUGGGCCGUUGGGUCUGGUCAGAUAGACCUACAUUGUAGCAAGGCUAAUGGGGGAGAGAGAGGGGAAAAGAUGGAGUAGUUUUCAGGGCAGAAGCUCAUUGACUGGGUUUUCUUUGUCAUUGCCUUUAGGCUUCAUGUGUUAAGUUUCAGGGGUGGUUUGUGAUGGCUUACCUCUGCAGUUUCAGGACUAAAUCAAAUGAAUAUACCUCUGGUUAACCCUUCUGUUGCUGUUUUUAGUGUGCAGUAGGGCUGGGACUUUUUCAGAUUGAUACAUUGAUUAAUUUAUGGUGCAAGUCUUAUUUUGCAUGUAAUGUAGCAAAGUGAUUUCAUAGGGCAAGUUAUGCAGAAAAUUAUUAGAAAUUCGGUUAUGGAGACUAUUGUAAACUGGAUUGGUUAUUCUGAUUACAUCCAGCUUUCCUGCUAACUGCAUAAAAUAGGUAAAAAUGUGUUGAAUAUUUUUCAAAGUUUCCUUUGAAAACUGUGUAUAGUUUCCUAUUUUGGUUCCUUUUUUGGUUUCCACCAAAGAACAGCAGUGAAUGCACAUAUUAAUACUUAUGGGUCCAUUAAAAAAACCUAAGCUGGUGGACCAGUAAAUUUAUAUUUAAUGAUCCACCCGCUGUAAUAUGCGAAUCAUUUGUCCCAGCCCUAAGGUACAAUACAGUACAUUUUACUGCCUGUUUACAGUCUUGUAUCUGCUAAUUGAACGCUGCAGUACCAAAAUUUUGGAAUAUUUUCAAACAAUGUAUUGGUUGCUGUUCUUUUUCCGGAAUGUUCUAUCACAUGGUUUGGUACUCCUGACUACAACUUCAACAGUUCCUGUACCUGGCAAUGUCUGGUAGGACUGUCAACUCUGUAUGUUUUUAUUGCAGGAAACAGGAAGUCCUUUUCUUUUAAAAAGCUGAUUUAUUUCUUCUGUUAAUCUCCGCAACAGAACCACCUCAAACAUCAUCUUAUGUGUUGACGUUUGGCUCUGUAGGGUUUCAUUUGAGCUGACUGAGUAUUCACGUUUCUUCCUAAAUUGCGGAAACUCUUGGUGAAAUUGAACUAUGUCCAGACUAAAAAUUGGCCACUAACCCAAUGAUUUCUCAUUAGUCUUAUGAGCAUGUUGUCUCUCUUGGUCAGUGAAUGAGGUUAUGAGUCAGUACAGUGUCAUUUGGAGGAACAUGCCCACUGGAUUGUAGUGCACAAUGUUCUCAUGAGGAACCAGGAAAUGAUCGGGCUUCACUUUGAGUCAUCAAAUGCAUGUUAUUUUGUAGUUUUAUAGUUAAACUAGUUUUAGAAAAAAAGUGCUGAUGUUCACAAGUUUAGCCGCUGAUCUAGACAUGGCCUGACAUAUUUUAUCAGUGAAUUCAUAUUAGUAAACUUUGAGCACUGUUGCACAGUGCUAGUUUGUUCAAGUUUAUUGUAGAUAGAUGAUGCUAUGCAUGGACUAUGUGCUGUAGAGAUGAACCUCAGGUUUUUUGGUAAAUUUAAAUGUGGAGUAGGUGAUGGUAAAAAUUAUCUCCAUGGUACAUUGGCAUUCAAUGUGAUGCACAUUGGAAGAAAAGUUUUCUUUUGAAGAAUAUAUUGCACGCUGUCUUUAAACUUUUAUAUAUGUAUGAUUGGAAAAAUUAAAGCAAGGCCAAUUAGAGUAUGCGGCAGAACGUUUUUGCAGCAGUAAGAUUCUUCACUGAUGUAUAUCCGGACAAUUUUAUACAACUGUUUUACAGGUAUUUAUACUGUCUUCUAACUGAAUGGCAUUGCGAAUUAGAUUGAGUUUGUGCAUGCAUAGUUAAUAAUAAUAUAUUGACCUCUAGAUAUUUCAUAUUGAAAGGAUAAUUCCUGAAAUUUUGGAAACGUACAUCAAGCGAUUCCGGUAAUUGAGCAAUCUAAGGAGGACGCGUUUGUCGGCCAUACUAACGAUGACCACCACUGAAUUAAGCAGAGCCCAUUCGUUUGCAUGACAACCUAGGAUGUUUACCAUAAUAUUUUCAUAAUUAAAAAAACAUUGCAAUCACAGUCAUUGUCAAACAUAAUUGUAGUGAUUUCUUAAAAACAAGACCUUUACGUUAAAACCUCGGUAUUUAUUAAAAUGAUGCCAACUGUGGCUUCAGUAUCCUCUUAAACUGGAAAUCCAACAUUCUGCUUCAAUAAAUGAUUAUUCACAUAGCAUGAGUCCCCACUAAGACACUGACUCACAUUGAUUUACGCAAAACUAAUGAAACCUUGUCCCCACUGGCACCACUCCAGUUGUAAGCAGCACAAGAUUGUGGAAUCAAUAUUUAAAUUUGAUAUCCCACAAAUCCCCAGAAAAAUCUUUUUUACCAUGAUGUUAUCCCAUUGAAACCCCAUUUUAAGAUUUCCCACACACACUCAAUUCAUAGUCAUGACCAAACACUAAGAGGCCAAGACUGAGCUUUUAGUGUUGAGCAUUGAAGGGAAUUUCCGGUCGGUACAUAGAGUAUCUGUCCUCAUGCUUUGUCCAUGGCUGCUCGGAUGAAUUGUGUGUGGCAAGACGGCAGCAACAGAAUUUGUUGUUAGUUUGUCGAACUUGGUGCAAAAUAAUGCAGAAUAUAAUGGAGAAUGUUGCUUUGCAGUUGUAUGAGAUUUGGUCAGAAAACUUUGUAUCAUUCAUUUACAGUGUUUAUAAUAAACUAUUUCCACACCAACUUU